Molecule: messenger RNA, 3224 nt
Organism: Myotis brandtii (Brandt's bat)
Lineage: Eukaryota; Metazoa; Chordata; Mammalia; Chiroptera; Vespertilionidae
Gene: ACBD3
Product: acyl-CoA binding domain containing 3
Exons: 9
Cellular component (GO): Golgi membrane
Molecular function (GO): fatty-acyl-CoA binding
Source: RefSeq, a predicted model, not a curated record
CCUGGGGCUGCGCUUCUUACAGAAAAAGAUGGCAAAGCAUUUCAUCCAACUUACGAAGAAAAACUGAAGCUUGUGGCACUGCAUAAGCAGGUUCUUUUGGGCCCAUAUAAUCCAGACACUUGUCCUGAGGUUGGAUUCUUCGAUGUGCUGGGGAAUGACAGGAGGAGAGAAUGGGCAGCGCUGGGAAACAUGUCUAAGGAGGAGGCCAUGGUGGAGUUUGUCAAGCUCCUAAACAGGUGCUGCCAUCUCUUCUCAACAUACGUCACAUCCCACAAAAUAGAGAAGGAAGAGCAAGAAAAGAAGAGGAAGGAGGAGGAGGAGCGCAGGCGGCGGGAAGAGGAGGAGAGAGAACGUCUGCAGAAGGAGGAAGAGAAACGUCGGAAAGAAGAAGAAGAAAGGCUCAGGCGGGAGGAGGAAGAGAGGAGGCGGCUGGAAGAAGAGAGGCUUCGGUUGGAGCAGCAGAAGCAGCAGAUAAUGGCAGCUUUAAACUCGCAGACCGCCGUGCAGUUCCAGCAGUACGCAGCCCAGCAGUACCCGGGCAACUAUGAGCAGCAGCAGAUCCUCAUCCGCCAGCUGCAGGAGCAGCACUACCAGCAGUACAUGCAGCAGCUGUAUCAAGUCCAGCUCGCCCAGCAGCAGGCAGCAUUACAGAAACAACAGGAGGUAGCAGUAGCGGGGGCUCCUUCGCCUACAUCAUCGAAAAUUAAUGCAGCUGUACCAAGCGAUAUGAUGUCAGUUAAUGGACAGGCCAAAACCCACACUGACAACUCUGAGAAAGAGCUUGAGCCAGAAGCUGCAGAAGAAGCCCUGGAGAAUGGACCAAAAGAUUCUCUUCCAGUAAUAGCAGCUCCAUCCAUGUGGACGCGACCCCAGAUCAAAGACUUUAAGGAGAAGAUCCGGCAGGACGCGGAUUCCGUGAUCACGGUGGGCCGAGGAGAGGUGGUCACUGUUCGUGUACCCACCCACGAAGAAGGAUCCUAUCUCUUCUGGGAAUUUGCCACAGACAGUUAUGACAUUGGGUUUGGGGUAUAUUUUGAAUGGACAGACUCUCCGAACACUGCUGUCAGCGUGCAUGUCAGUGAAUCCAGCGAUGACGAGGAGGAGGACGAAGAAAACAUCCCUUCUGAAGAGAAAGCCAAAAAGAAUGCCAACAAGCCCUUGCUGGACGAGAUUGUGCCUGUGUACCGACGGGACUGUCACGAGGAGGUGUACGCCGGCAGCCACCAAUACCCAGGGAGAGGAGUCUACCUCCUCAAGUUCGACAACUCCUACUCUUUGUGGAGGUCAAAGUCAGUCUACUACAGAGUCUAUUAUACGAGAUAAAGAUGUUACUGCAGAGCCUGGAGCCUAGGGCUGGGCAGAAGAUGGCAUUUAGUUGGGAAGUUUCUUUUGACUUUUGUGGAGCAUUGCAGUGAGUGUUUGCCCUGUUGGUUGUGGUCUGAUGGUUUGUGAACUCUUGUUGAGAAUCGGGACUUCCUGGAGACUCUUUAGCAUUAAUCCUUGGGGUUAAAGGGGUUCCUCAGACCUAGCCUGCUGUUCGGUGCCGACCAGCAGCAUCCCUAGAGGAUGCGGAAGUUCCGUGAGCUGUUACAUCUUUAAAGUCUCCAGAAUAAACAUCCCGCGGUGGAGCCCCGCUGGGUUAGUCCCCUGCUACCUGCCCGAUGUGUUUAUGGGAGCCCACAGUUACAGCGCCCUCUCGUGAAAUCCUUACGUUAGUGUUCUUCCCGAGGCACACAACUGGGAAGAUCACGAUUUUUAAAACUUAAAAACUCGAGACCUCACAGAUUAUAGUGGGAAAUAGUUGCUUCAAUUUGAUGUGGUUGUGAAUGACCCAGAUUGGUUUUUGCUUUGGGAACAGCUGCUUAGUUCAGAGUUACAUUACAGGGAGUUACUUUCUGAGAUGAUCUUAAAAUAGAAUGUCCACACCCAAUUGCUGAUGCAAGUGUCAGCACACGCAGACCACCUCGACACCCUCGCCUCCACGGCUCACGGGCCUCUUCAUUUGGUGUGUAUACUGCCUGUAGCAGCCCAAAAGCCACUCAUAUUUGUCUUGAUUUGGCUUUGUGUAAGAGCAUCUCCAAUUGAAACUGUUUUCUACACAAGCAUAUAGUUACAUAUAAACAGUUUUGUAAACUCAAAUUGCCACCCACUGAAUUAAAAAUAGAGAAAAUCAUUUAAAUAUAAUUCAGUGUAUGAAGAAGAACAUUGCACUAUGUGGAGAUCACUGCCAGAGACGGCCCAUUUUUAAUUGGUUGCUCCUUAGGCACAAACCCUCCAGGACUUCUGUUUGGAAUUACUAGAGAAUCGGACGUGCAUAUGCCCACGCUGAAAUUUUUUAUGGCUUUAGUCUGUAUUAUGUUUUUAUUGAUGGGAAGAGGUACACCUUCGUUUUCUUCACUGGAAACAAAUAUGGGUUAAUUAAUUGCCUCCGAUAUAUAUACGUGAUUGACUAGUCUAGAGAUUCUUGUUUUCAGAGGGAGGGUAGUACAGAUAGAAAAUGACAACGAUGGCAAUAUACACACGUAAUGUUACUCUAUGUUGUUACUGAAAUACUUCCAUUUUUUACAUGUCAGAUCCUAAGUCACUCUGUAGGAGGGCUCCCCUGCAGUGGGUACAGUUCACUACAUAAGGAAGGGGCUGUUGGUUUUGUGUGCUGCGUUCUUUCUGUUUUUUUAAUACCUGGUUUUGUACAUACCUAACUGUUCUCUUCUGUUGUUUGGAAACUGGAUUAUUUUUCCUAAGAAGUGCUUAACCUGUGUUUUUUCAUUUUGAUUAGUUUCAGCUCAUAGACGUUCACACUGUUACAUUAGAGCACUUGUCAGCUGUCCGUCAGCUCUCAUGUACAUACGGUCUAGAAACCACGGGGUUAGGCACUUCCGGGCUGUUUUGUUGUGUUUUGUUUUGUUUUUUUAAUGAGAAAAUACUGUAUUUAAAAUGUAAAAUAAACUUUGAAAAAGCAGGCACUAAUAUAUAUUUCUUCCAGCCUUUGAUUACAGACUUGUCCUUGCACAUGUUAAGAUGAAUUAUCUUCUAAAGUAUCAUUGUUCUUGGGAGCAGUGUGUGUGUGACUUCACAUAGCAGCGGUUCCUGUCACGUGUCCACGUCAGAACAUUGUGGGUUUAAACUUUUAUAUUGCCUUUGGCUGUUGAUUAGUACAGUUCAAAUGCGAUUUCAAAGAGAUCUUGGAAAAUAUAUAUUUAAUCAAUUAAAAUGUUUAUCUGUAA